CGUCAUUUCCGAAAAAUCGCAUAUUUCUUUUUAUCCGGGACCGCCACGAUUGGUAGUGUCUUGUACGUGUUCUAUAAAAAAUAUUUUUUAUAUAAGUGAAGAACAUGGCUUUCGUAAAAGUCGUUAAGAAUAAGCAGUACUUCAAGAGGUACCAAGUCAAAUUCAAGAGGCGCCGACAGGGUAAAACCGAUUACUAUGCCCGUAAGCGUCUUAUUGUUCAAGACAAAAACAAGUACAACACCCCUAAAUACCGAUUAAUCGUCCGUAUUUCAAAUCGCGACAUAACGUGUCAGAUUGGUUACUCUCGUAUCGAGGGAGACAAGAUUAUGUGUGCAGCCUAUGCCCACGAGUUGCCAAGGUAUGGAAUCAAAACCGGACUCACCAAUUAUGCUGCUGCUUAUGCAACUGGUUUGUUAUUGGCACGUCGUCUUCUAAAAAAAUUAGGACUCGAUAGCUUGUAUGCUGGUACCACAGACGUUACAGGUGAUGAAUACAAUGUUGAAGGUGUUGACAAUGGACCAGGAGCCUUCAGGUGUUACUUGGACACCGGUUUGAAGCGUACCAGCACUGGCGCUCGUGUCUUUGGAGCCAUGAAAGGUGCCGUCGAUGGAGGUUUAAAUAUUCCACAUUCCACUAAACGUUUCCCAGGUUUUGACAGUGAGUCAAAAUCUUUCAAUGCUGAAGUCCACCGUAACCAUAUCUUUGGUAUUCAUGUUUCUGAUUAUAUGAAGUCUUUGGAGGAGGAAGACCCAGAAGCUUUUAAAAGACAAUUCAGUCAAUACAUCAAAUUAGGAAUUAAUGCUGAUCAGAUUGAAACUAUCUACAAGAAUGCACAUGCUGCAAUUCGUGCCAACCCAGAAGCUGAAAAGAAACCUGAACAAGCUCCUCCUGCCACCCAAAAGAGAUGGACACGCAGGAAGCUUACGUUGGCCGAACGCAAAGACCGUGUCACGCAGAAGAAGAAAUCGUUUAUUGCCAAGCUCCAAGAACAAGAAGCUUGAGCAGAUACUUUUGUAUUAUGAGUUGAUAUUGU
Psylliodes chrysocephalus is the source of this 1033-nucleotide messenger RNA. Lineage: Eukaryota; Metazoa; Arthropoda; Insecta; Coleoptera; Chrysomelidae. The record is from the annotation of a GenBank genome assembly.